AACCUAUUAUUAUUUCCCUGCUGGCUUCGUACCAAUUCAUCUCCAGACAUUGAAACCGUUUGAACAAACCUCCCUGGGACGAUUGUGUACUACUUGACUAACAGCAUCUGACUUGCUGGCACUUCGGCUCCGACUAGGCCAUCCUACACUCAAAACAGUUUGUUGACCUGAGCGAGGUGACCUCACGCCAGUUUUAACUUCCCUCCUUGGGCCUGCGAGGCAUCCCCCGAAUUUCUCCUCGACCGUUCUUCCGGAAUCGUCUUCCCCUCCACUCUCUCUGUUUGCAGCUCAUUCCAUUUCCUUUCGAUAGUCGAUCAUGGCCACUCUCAAUCUUUCGACUAAUGGUCAUUCGAUAUCCAAAAGCUACCAAUCCGUCGUCAACGCCCCCGCACCCUCAGGCCCCGCUGCGGAAUCAGGGACAUACGGACAAUGGGCAGUUUUCACAGUUUCUGCGCCCCUUGUCAAUGCAUUUCAAGACACCUCUACGAAGGAAAGUGUGUUGAAGGUCCAGUCUACUGGCGAAGGAGAGUUGAUAGACCUGAUCGAAGAGUUCUCUGAAGGCAGAAUUCAGUUUGCUUAUGUGAAAGUAAAGGACCCAAAUACCGGUCUCCCGAAAAAUGUUCUUAUCGCGUGGUGUGGAGAAGGAGUGCCGGAACGGACGAAGGGCUACUUUACAAGCCAUCUCGCAGCCGUUUCCAAACUUUUGCAUGGCUAUCAUGUCCAAAUAACUGCUCGCUCGGAUCGCGAUCUCACCCCUGAAAGCAUCGUUCGGAAAGUUUCUGAUUCGUCCGGUGCGAAAUACUCAGCUGCUACGGCCGCCCCACCCGUUGCUGCUGGGCCAAAGCCCCCGGUGGCUUCAAAACCGGCAUUCACUCCUACCCGUGUGGGCGGCUCUUUCAGACCCCUAGCCGGAACCCAUAGGGCCGCAGGCGCAAAGAAUGAACCCGUGGAUGAAGAUGGUUGGGGAGCCGAUGCCCCUCAAGUGACCAGGACCCAACUCGAAAAGGUGCAGCCUGCGUACCAGCCGACAAAGGUCAAUAUUAAAGAGCUUAUGUCCCAAAAGUCAUCGACGACAUCAUCCUAUGGCCAAGAGUCGUCUAAUAAAUCCUCUCCCAGCAACGUCGUCAAGGGAGGCUAUCAGCCUAUUGGAAAAGUGGAUAUUGCUGAAAUCAGAAGACAAGCACGAGAGGCUGGGGAGAUAAGGGAUGACCGGCCGGAACCGGUAAAGGGGUCUUACCAACCUGUUGGCAAGAUUGAUAUUGCGGCCAUUCGCGCCAAAGCGCGGGGCGGUGAACCUCACAGUUCAUCCUCAGGCGCAAUGUCUCCAGCACGAACGGGAGAUUCCGUUGGUAAUGAUGAACCAAAGUCACUCGCGGACCGUUCUGCUGCUUUCACUCCCUCCGAACGGCUUACAACCCUUCCAAAACCAAAAGUGGCAAAGAAAUUUGGUGGAGCUUCAACGUUCACCGGCACCAAAGCCCCUCUUCCAGGAGGAUUGGAUACGCCGGCCGCCCCUGCCGCUCCAGUUGUGGGAAGCGCAAGCCGGACCUUUGCUGACGUGGGCGGUAAAACUCCGUCCCAGCUGUGGGCUGAGAAGAAAGCGAAGCAAGGGGUGGUCUCUCCCACCCCGGCCGUAAUCACAAGUCCUCCACCCAUCCAAAGCCAAACCAGUGGAGAAAGUGGCUGGAAGAGCUCAUAUACUGGCAAAACUUGGGCCCCAGUUCAAACUACUCAUACCGGAAGAUCAUCUGGAGCCGCCGUUUCUGAACAAAGAACUGGGGGAUCUGAGCCAACGGCCGAAGCCCCGGAAACUGGAACGGUUGGUUCAAUCCGGGAUAAGUUCGCAAACACCCAGCCUAUGGGGGCCCCAACGUCAACUUACGAAAGAGCCGCUCCAUCUCCACCACCACUGGCGACUGAGACAAAGCCAGUUCCACCGCGUGCAGUUCCUCUCCCUGGCCUUCCAACCGAUACCCGUGAAAAUCUCGAAGAUAUUCACCAGGAUGUCCCGCCCCCCCCUCAGCAACCACGCUCUCCCUCUCCUGAAACAGCGGCCGAUGUUGAGCCCAGCUCCCCGAUUCGCGUGGCCAUGCCAGUAGCUCGUGGGUCAGCAGAUGAACAUGUCGCCGAUGCCCACGAAGAGCAAUAUUCUCCUCCUGCCCCCCUUCCGACUAGAUCUAUUGUUGAACAUGCUCCAAGCGAAGAGCAAUUAGAAGCUCAACCUUCUCAUGACCCCGCCAGGGCUGUUGCAGAAGCUACAGCUCCCAGCCAUGCUAUGACUGACCAGGGUAUCCGUGCUCUUGUCCAAUAUGAUUAUGAAAGGGCGGAAGAUAACGAGAUUGAACUCCGAGAAGGAGAGUAUGUUACUAAUAUUGAUAUGGUUGACGAGGAUUGGUGGCUCGGUGUGAAUGCCCGAGGAGAACACGGCCUCUUCCCCAGAAGCUACGUUGAAGUGGUCCAGGAAGGCGAUCCUCUGUAUCAACCGGCAUCAAGCAGUACCCAGAUCCCCCCUGCCCAGCCUGCGCCUGCUCAGCACACCGCGGCGCAGCCCGCUGAAAGCCAUGGGCGUACUGCAACUGCAUUGUACGACUAUGAAGCCGCCGAGGACAAUGAGAUAGCAUUUCCCGAAGGUGCUAGAAUCACCAACAUUGAAUUCCCCGAUGAAGAUUGGUGGGUGGGCGUUUUCGGUGGUCAACGGGGCCUCUUUCCAGCCAACUAUGUCCAACUCGACCAGUAGCCACACUGAAGUCUCUAGCCGAACAUGUCACCCGCGCCGUGAGUUCAUUUCCCAUUCCAAUUCGCAGCUUGGUUACUUUGGCUUCAGUAGCAGUGAAACAAAGCGGUCAUCAAAAUCCCAUUUCCACCCAAAAUGUAUGUUAGCACGCAUUCGCUUUUGGAAGCUUGGUUCUCUCGAGAUUGUUGCUGCGAGGCGGAUGGUAGUGAGUUGUCAUUUCCAGUUCAAUAUACAACUUUUGGAGACUUUGGUUUUUCCUUGUACGGAAAUGUUGAAACUAUUAAAGAUUACACAUAGAACGUGAGGAUGGUAGGACCUGUGAAAUUGACGCCAAAAAUGAUGCUGUUAGUGAAAUGAGGACUGUAACUUCUUCCA
Molecule: messenger RNA, 3109 nt
Organism: Coccidioides immitis RS
Lineage: Eukaryota; Fungi; Ascomycota; Eurotiomycetes; Onygenales; Onygenaceae
Product: actin binding protein
Exons: 4
Coding region: 317-2737 (806 amino acids)
Biological process (GO): regulation of actin filament polymerization
Cellular component (GO): cortical actin cytoskeleton; actin filament; site of polarized growth
Molecular function (GO): actin filament binding
Source: RefSeq, a predicted model, not a curated record